AUGACGACUCACAAGGCACAAGGUCGAACACUCUCACGUGCUAUUAUCGACAUCCAAAGCUGCAGAGGAACAGAGGCUCCAUAUGUCAUGGCCUCUCGUGUUACCUCUCUGAAUGGAUUGCUCAUCCUUCGCCCAUUCAAUAUCAAUAAAAUCCGGAGUCGUCCAUCAGAAGACUCACGAAAGGAAGAACGGCGAUUGGAAUGUCUACAACUCCAAACC
Messenger RNA from Suillus plorans, 219 nucleotides. RefSeq lists its product as uncharacterized. The annotation marks the transcript as partial. Lineage: Eukaryota; Fungi; Basidiomycota; Agaricomycetes; Boletales; Suillaceae. The transcript has a single exon. The record is from RefSeq and is a predicted model, not a curated record.